AUGCUCAAUAAAGAGGCCCGCAAGGAAGACAGGGAGGGUUUGAGCAUUGCAGAAGGGGACGCCCUGAUAUCGGUGGAUUGUGACAUUUUAGGGGAGGUGCUGGGGGUGAUGGUCCACGAGUACACUCAGGUUGAAGGUAAAAAGCUGGGAUUGGGAGGCUGGAUCCAGAGUACCGACUGGAACACAGUACAAGGCCAAUUGCAGGGUCCCAUCUCUGAGGUGCGUCAUCCGCAGGAAAUGCUUGAGACACGAGGAGGUCUCAGAUCACACACCGACAGAGCCAGCUUCAACAGUGAGAAAGUCAUCUUAAAGUCAGACUGCUCAGCUUUCCAAAUUGUGAAAUAA
Molecule: messenger RNA, 345 nt
Organism: Lipotes vexillifer (Yangtze River dolphin)
Lineage: Eukaryota; Metazoa; Chordata; Mammalia; Artiodactyla; Lipotidae
Source: RefSeq, a predicted model, not a curated record